AUUUUUUUAAGCAUAUUCAAGUUGCAUGAGAAAUUUAAUAAUUAGUUUUAUAAAAUAACACAUAAUGGCUGCUCCACACCAUCCACUUUCGUCUUCUAAUCCCUGCUCCACAUCGAUUGCUACACAAACGGAUAGCUUGCCGGAUCUGUUCGAAUUGUUAUAUUGUGACGAUAAAAUGGUCUGGGAGACAUCGUACAAUGGAGCUGCUGAAUAUACACCUUCACCAAAGAUUGAUAACCAUGCCAGGUGUCGCAGGAGUCUUGUUUUGACCAAAGAAGCAGAAGAGUUUGCCAAAGCUCCAAGCAUCACCAGCGAAUUUAAUCCAUCGAAUCCCAUGAAAACAGCAUCACGACUCGCACACAAAUCCCAAAUUAUACAGUACUAUCAAGUAAUUAUAAUUGUGGCUAUAGUCACCCUUGUUGUCAAUUGGAUUGCAGACGCAUUGUAAAUAAGCCAUCCACAAUUGUUGUUUCAUACGUUUAUUACACAUAAUUCACGUUUUCACUCUAUCAACUAAA
This is a messenger RNA of Drosophila novamexicana, 518 nucleotides long. RefSeq lists its product as uncharacterized. The record is from RefSeq and is a predicted model, not a curated record. Bases 65 to 448 code for a protein of 127 amino acids. The transcript is spliced from 2 exons. Lineage: Eukaryota; Metazoa; Arthropoda; Insecta; Diptera; Drosophilidae.